GCGCGGAGGGCUACACCUCCCCCUUACGAAAUCAGCUCUAUGGCAUUAGCUGUGGCGCUGGAGAUGACGUGUUUCCGGUGCGCCUUGACCGAACCAAGAUGGCGGCGGCCUUGAGUAACCGGUGGCUGCGGAGCUGCUACGCUUUCUUCAGGCACAGUUUUCCCAUCCUGGCAAAUGGUAAAGCUCGUUGCAUGUCAGGAUUGAGGAGACCAUGGAGCAAAGUGGUAGCACUGGGGUUUGGAGUAACCUUGUCUGCAAUUCCUAUUACACAGAAACAUGAUCCAAGCUCACUUAGCAAUGAAGCGUUAAUUCGAAGAGCUGUGUCUUUAGUAACCGAUAGCGCUGGUACCCUUCUCUCUCAAACAACAUAUGCGUUAAUUGAAGCUCUAACAGAGUAUACAACGGCAGUUUACACGUUGGUGUCACUGUACCAGAAAUACACACACCUCCUUGGGAAAAUGAAUUCCAAUGAGGAGGAUGCAGUAUGGCAGGUGAUCAUUGGUGCUCGAGUAGAGAUGACUGCAAAGCAACAGGAGUUCCUGAAGUUAGAAUCCAGGUGGAUGACUGCAUUGCGCCUUUCAGAGAUGGCAGCAGAAGCAGCGUAUCAGUCUGGAGCCGAUCAAGCAUCCGUUUCAACACAUAACCACAUUCAGCUGGUGAAAACCCAAGUGCAAGAGGUGCGGCAGCUGUCACAGAAAGCAGAGACUAAGCUGGCAGAAGUUCAAACUGAGGAGCUCAUGAAACUGACAGAAGAGCCACCAUUGCUGCCAGCCGGUCGACAAGCCAGCGUGGAGGAAACCGAUGAAGAAGCCUAUCUGCGUGAAGACUGAAGUGUUGCUAGCCUUGAGGAUUUUGCCCCCAACUUUGAUGGGGAAAGGAGGCACCAAGUUGAAAUACCAACCUUGUUAGCUGCAGGUCUUUGACAUUGGAAGUUGUGUUUCUGAUAUGUGGGAAAGAGUUUCUACUUAAAUCAACUAUGCAAAUUUGAAAGUAGCCAGCUGAGGGGUCCUUUCUUGGCUGUGGAGAUCUAUUGUUAGAAUGGCUAAUGAAGAUGAUUCAGUAACAGGUCCUCAAAUUCUCAAAAGCCUGGAGCUAAUUGUAGUUUCAAUUUCAAAAGGGUUGGGUUUUUU
Lacerta agilis (Sand lizard) is the source of this 1130-nucleotide messenger RNA. It is a transcript of the gene DIABLO, whose product is annotated as diablo IAP-binding mitochondrial protein. NCBI's taxonomy places the organism in Eukaryota, Metazoa, Chordata, Lepidosauria, Squamata, Lacertidae. Gene Ontology annotation, biological process: neuron apoptotic process; intrinsic apoptotic signaling pathway in response to oxidative stress. Gene Ontology annotation, cellular component: mitochondrion. The record is from RefSeq and is a predicted model, not a curated record. The coding region runs from base 99 to 830 and encodes 243 amino acids. The transcript is spliced from 6 exons.